AUGGCAACUGAAACCCAAUCAACACUCGGCGUUAACCGCAUUGUUUAUGCCAAGACGCUAGAGGCACUUGCCCAUGCCACCGACCAUGCAAGGAAUAUCCUCAACGCUGACCACCAUUGGUGUGGUUGGAUGCUGUCAAAUGCGACGGUAACUGCAGAAUGGGUGUUCCUCCAGCAAUGCCUUGGUCGGGCGAUCAGCGAAAGCGACCGUGAAGCUUUCACGCGCCACUUUUUGAACUCGCAGCGAUUGGACGGUUCCUGGGCCAUCGCGCAGCAGCAAACUACUAAAGGGGACAUCUCUACGACACUCGAAACCUACCUCGCCUUAAAAAUUCUCGGUGUCUCUCCAGAAUCCGAAACUUUAACCCGAGCCCGAAACUUUAUCAUCAACAAUGGGGGCGCGGAAAAAAUGCGUAUGCUAAGCAGGUUUUAUUUGGCUCUGUUUGGUUUGUUGCCAUGGAAAGCCCUGCCUCAAAUGCCUCCGGAACUUAUCUACCUACCUCCGUGGUUCCCUAUCAACAUUUACAAAUUUGCUUCCUGGGCCCGCUGCAACAUUAUUCCGCUUACGAUAUUGAGGGUCCAUCAACCGGUAUACGCUCUUCCUAACGGAUUACAUAUGGAAAACAACUAUAUCGACGAGCUAUGGGUAGACCUUUCUGCCAAAUCGGGGCUUUCAUUCACCAAGCCUUACCUGAUCCUCGCUCUGACCUCGCCGCUAGGUUUAUUUUUCCAGCUCGGCGAAUUGUUUCUUUGGAUUGCAACGAAGCUACGCCUCUGGCUAUGGCGGCGUCAAGCGAUCUCGGCGUGCGUAUCCUGGAUAUUGACUCGGCAAGAGACGUCGGGAGAUUGGGCCGGCAUUUAUCCGCCCAUGCACCUCAAUAUACUCGCCCUCCUCUUGGAGGGUUUCUCUCAAACUCAUCCCGUAAUCCAGGGUGGUCUUGCUGCCUGCGAAAGGUUUUUGUGCGAGCAUCCUAAGCACGGAAAAUGGAUGCAAGCCAGCAUAUCCCCAGUGUGGGACACAUUUUUGAUGGUUAGGGCGCUUAGCGACACCCGUGAAGCUAUGACUCCAGGCCAGCAUGGCGCGCAAGAAAAUAAAGACGAUGUUGCGCAGCUGCUGAUCAGGCCAGUGGCCUGGCUUAUGGAGCAGCAAAUUAAUGACGAUGCUGUCGGCGACUGGCGGAUUUACAGACCUGGAAUCCCUGCUGGUGGAUUCGCCUUCGAGUACUUCAACCGUUGGUACCCCGACGUUGACGACACCGCCGUUGGUAUUGUCGCCCUCCUGCGUUUGCCUGACGUUGCAGCGCAGCUCGUUAACAGCCAGAGGAUUUUGGCCGCCGCCGCCUGGGUGAUGGGCAUGCAGAACAAACGAGGGGGGUGGGCGGCUUUCGACGCUGAUAACAAUGCACACUACCUCCACGCCACGCCUUUUUCUGAUAUGGAAAGUCUUUGCGAUGAUUCCACCCCGGACGUUACGGGUCACGUCCUCGAAAUGUUUGGCCUAAUGUACCUUUUAAACAGGCUAGGCAAAGUUCACGACCCAGAAGUUAAGGCAUUCCUGAAACACUCUCGCCAUGCCUGCAUCAGGGGAAUCGAGUACCUAGUCGACUCGCAGGAAACAUUUGGUGGUUGGUACGGCCGAUGGGGUGUCAAUUAUAUCUUUGGCACUAACGCUGUGCUCGUGGGCCUCGCAUACUUUGUGGACCCAGAAAGUGACGAGUACCAUGGCAAGGAAUCCCUUAGGAACGUCUUAACGGCGGGUAUCGACUGGCUUCGAUCGAGACAGAACACCGACGGGGGCUGGGGCGAGUGCGUCGAGUCAUACACCGAUAAACGGCUCGCCGGUUACGGCAAGUCGACACCAUCGCAGACAGCCUGGGCCCUUCUGGGCCUUUUGGAGUUUGUGGAUCCCAGAGAUAGCAUGAUCCAGGCUGGGGUGGACUGGCUUCUUCAGCGCCAAGUGAGCACUGACAACGACGAACUAAAGUCCUGUUGCGAUACAGGAACUUGGUACGAGCCCGAGUACACGGCGACAGGGUUCCCUGGUCAUUUUUAUUUGAGAUACGAACUUUACAGUCACUACUUUCCUAUGACGGCGCUGGCCAGGCAUGCAAGCUUACUUCGACAGGUCUUGGAGGAACUUAAUGUUGCGAAAGCUAGUGGGUAG
This is a messenger RNA of Pyricularia grisea, 2163 nucleotides long. RefSeq lists its product as uncharacterized. Gene Ontology annotation, molecular function: intramolecular transferase activity. NCBI's taxonomy places the organism in Eukaryota, Fungi, Ascomycota, Sordariomycetes, Magnaporthales, Pyriculariaceae. The coding region runs from base 1 to 2163 and encodes 720 amino acids. The record is from RefSeq and is a predicted model, not a curated record. Gene Ontology annotation, cellular component: lipid droplet. The transcript has a single exon. Gene Ontology annotation, biological process: triterpenoid biosynthetic process.